AGGCAGUGUCUUCGACAUUUUAGUGAUUUGUCCUUUUUUGGAUUGUUUUUAUUCUUGUCUUGGUUUUUUACUAGAGGGGCUUCUGUUUGAUCUUGGAACUGACCUAGAAGUAUGGCGGCUGUAACCUUCUCAGUACUUUUCUGAAGCGAUUGUUGAUCUUGUUGAUACCAAUGAUAAUAUUACUCGAUGAGUAGUUUUCUCUUAUCCUCACCCUCAUUUUCAUUUCUGAAGUAGAACUACGAUCGCUUUUGUUUGUCCACUUCCACUUACAAAAGAACCACAACAUCGAGAUCAACAAAAUGGUGGUAACAAGGACGAGUAGCAAGGACAGCAACGAUCGAAAGAAGUCGCCGCGUAAUAUGCUAGCAGAGGGGGCAAGUGAGGAGACACCAGGCGAUGGCCAAGGUCUUGAAAAGAAGAAGGGAGGCGCGCGUACGAAAAGCGCAAACUCCACUCCAAAGAGUGCCACAUCAGCAUCCUCGAAAGCAGGUUCACAAAACAGUAGCAAGAGCAAAGGUAAUACCACAGCGAGUGGAAGAGCAGGCAAGAGCACCCUUUGGUCCUUCAACGGUUAUGAUCAAGAUCUUUAAGUACAAGUAGAGUAGUACUACUUAGUGCUAAUCAAGAAUAUAGGGCAACAACAUUAGCUCGCAAUAUUUUUGAAUCUCGAAGUCAACCGCAUCAUGCCCAAUCUUCUCUUUGAACUGUUUAACAACUACUCACCAGCGUAAGCCAUUAGUUACUUACUGUAAAAUAGAAGGUCUUGGUAAAAGCUAACGCUUAUGGUAAUUCUGAGCUCGUCCUCUAAAGAUCGGAGCAAAACGACGAGCUGAAUUACCUUUUCGAUUUUAUGCAGCUCUUGAAGCAUCCGAUAGUGCUGAUAGCACUCGUAAUCCUUGUGGUCAUCUACG
Molecule: messenger RNA, 911 nt
Organism: Amoebophrya sp. A25
Lineage: Eukaryota; Dinophyceae; Syndiniales; Amoebophryaceae
Source: the annotation of a GenBank genome assembly